Molecule: messenger RNA, 229 nt
Organism: Paramuricea clavata
Lineage: Eukaryota; Metazoa; Cnidaria; Anthozoa; Malacalcyonacea; Plexauridae
Source: the annotation of a GenBank genome assembly
AUGGAAAGAUUUACCCUUGCUUUUGGUUAUUGCAAUGAUUGCAGCUGCGGUCGACUUGAGGUGUUUGACACUAAAUCAGAUUCUGAGGCAAGACUUGGCUCGUGGUGUUCCACACCAGUUCCCGAACUAAUUUCUACUGGAAGAUUUCUGUACGUGAAGUUUUCGGCCAAGUCAUACUCCACAUAUCAAAAAUUUAAGGCUUUUUUCAAAAGCAUAAAAAAUCAGACAG